AACUACACAAGUCCAGCUCACAGCUGAGUGUGGACGAAAAAGUGAGCGGGGACGCAGAGGAGAGAAUAAACAGCAAGAGGAGAUGAUGGUCACUGUAGGCGAUGUUAGCCUUUAGCGUCUGCAGCCCAGGACCCGGAUGGUGACCCGCAGCCUGAAUACGACUCUACCUAUCGGUGCUGGAAGUGAUGUUGGGUUGGACUGAUAUUUAGCAGGGCUAAUACCGUUGCAUCCCUAUCCGUUUCCUCCUCCUCACGCUGACGUCCAUCCGCUGCUCAAAGCCAAACAACUUUUGAUCACACACUUUUUCCUGCACGGGGAAGCGUCUGCCUCUGGCUGUACCGGUAAGCAUUGGAUCCGUCAACUUACUGCGACUCCCCGGUGUACAGCCCGGACCUCUGCCCGAACAUGAUCGCGACGCAGGCAAAGCUGGUUUACCAGCUCAACAAAUAUCACAACGAGAGAUGCCAAGCUCGCAAAGCGGCCAUUGCAAAGACCAUCCGGGAGGUUUGUAAAGUGGUGUCGGAUGUUCUGAAGGAGGUGGAGGUGCAGGAGCCCCGGUUCAUCAGCUCACUCAGCGAGAUAGAUGCGCGCUUCGAGGGGAUGGAGGUCAUCUCCCCCAAUGAGUUUGAGGUGGUGCUUUACCUCAACCAAAUGGGGGUGUUCAACUUCGUGGAUGACGGCUCUUUGCCCGGCUGCGCGGUGCUGAAGCUGAGCGAUGGCCGUAAAAGGAGCAUGUCGCUGUGGGUCGAGUUCAUCACCGCCUCGGGCUACCUAUCGGCCAGAAAGAUCCGCUCCAGGUUCCAGACUCUGGUGGCACAGGCCGUGGACAAAUGCAGCUACCGCGACGUGGUAAAGAUGGUGGCGGACACCAGCGAGGUCAGACUAAGGAUCAGGGAGAGGUACGUGGUGCAGAUCACGCCCGCGUUCAAGUGCACUGGGAUUUGGCCUCGGAGCGCGGCUCAGUGGCCCAUGCCCCACAUCCCCUGGCCCGGUCCUAACCGGGUAGCGGAAGUCAAAGCCGAGGGGUUUAACCUCCUCUCCAAAGAGUGCUACUCGUUAACGGGGAAGCAGAGCUCCGCGGAGAGCGACGCCUGGGUGCUGCAGUUCAGCGAGGCCGAGAACAGGCUGCUAAUGGCCGGCUGCAGGAAGAAGUGCCUGUCCGUGCUGAAGACUUUGAGGGACCGUCACCUGGAGCUCCCGGGACAGCCGCUCCAAAACUACCACAUGAAGACCCUGCUGCUGUACGAGUGCGAGAAACACCCGAGAGAGACCGACUGGGACGAGUCUUGCCUCGGAGACCGACUGAACGGCAUCCUGCUGCAGCUCAUAUCCUGUCUGCAGUGCCGCAGAUGUCCCCACUACUUCUUGCCAAACUUGGACUUGUUUCAGGGAAAACCUCACUCGGCCCUGGAGGCUGCUGCUAAGCAGACGUGGAGACUAGCGAGGGAAAUCCUCACCAACGCUAAAAGUUUGGACAAACUAUAAAGUGAUUGUCGAGACAGAGCCGAAGAGACAUUUUGGGAUAGAAAACAACUUCUGAGGACAAAUACGAUUCUGCAACUGAUUCUCGAAGCAAUGUGAAUAAAAAAAUUAAAAAAAAUCAGUAAGAAAAAUAAUGCAGCGAGCAAACCACAAAACCCUUUUUAAAUGGAGCAAUUGGGCCACUGCCAGCGAGAAAGUGAAGGUACAUUUUCAGAUAAAUGUAAUGACUUUCAGUUGUCUUCUUUAAAUGUUUUCACAAAGUGAAGAAACUUUUAUUUAAAUAUAUGCACAAAAUCGUUAAGUGAAAGAAAAAUGUAGCGUGCCAAGUUCAAUUUUUUUCAUUAUGUGACUUUAAAAGAAAUGUUAAUAAAAUGUUGCAAAUUAAAUUACAA
Anarrhichthys ocellatus (wolf-eel) is the source of this 1874-nucleotide messenger RNA. It is a transcript of the gene mab21l2, whose product is annotated as mab-21-like 2. The record is from RefSeq and is a predicted model, not a curated record. Lineage: Eukaryota; Metazoa; Chordata; Actinopteri; Perciformes; Anarhichadidae. Bases 406 to 1485 code for a protein of 359 amino acids. The transcript has a single exon.